Messenger RNA from Protobothrops mucrosquamatus (brown spotted pit viper), 2381 nucleotides. RefSeq names its product diphthamine biosynthesis 6 (gene DPH6). Lineage: Eukaryota; Metazoa; Chordata; Lepidosauria; Squamata; Viperidae. The coding region runs from base 88 to 2184 and encodes 698 amino acids. Gene Ontology annotation, biological process: protein histidyl modification to diphthamide. Gene Ontology annotation, molecular function: diphthine-ammonia ligase activity. The record is from RefSeq and is a predicted model, not a curated record. The transcript has 15 exons.
GGGUUGGAGAGGUUUUAGGUGUGCGUGGCUGGAGGUUCUGGCUUAGCCUCUGUUCUUUUUCUGGCUGUUUCUCUCCACCUAUCCAGGAUGAAAGUGGUGGCUUUAAUCAGUGGUGGAAAAGACAGCUGUUACAAUAUGAUGCAUUGUGUUGCUGCUGGCCAUCAGAUUGUUGCCUUAGCCAAUUUAAGACCUCCUGAAAAUAAAGAAGGAUUCGAUGAACUGGAUAGUUACAUGUAUCAAACAGUGGGCCAUCAUGCUAUAGAAUUAUAUGCUGAAGCAAUGGGCUUGCCUCUCUACCGUCACACGAUUAAGGGUACCAGCGUUAACACAGGCAGCAUCUACACAAAAUGUGAGGGUGAUGAGGUGGAAGAUCUUUAUCAGCUUCUGAAACUUGUAAAGGAUAAAGAAGGGGUGGAAGCUGUUUCAGUAGGGGCCAUUCUUUCAGAUUAUCAACGAGUCCGUGUGGAAAAUGUUUGUAAAAGGCUUGCUCUGCAGCCUUUAGCAUACCUGUGGCGUCAGAAUCAAGACACAUUGCUGAGAGAAAUUAUAUCCUUGAAAGUUCAAGCCAUAAUAAUAAAAGUAGCAGCUAUCGGUUUAGAUCCAGAUAAACAUCUAGGAAAAACAUUGGAUGAAAUGGAACCUUAUCUUUUGAAACUUUCUCAGAAGUAUGGAGUCCAUAUCUGUGGAGAAGGGGGAGAAUAUGAAACAUUCACAUUGGAUUGCCCUCUGUUUAAGAAGAAAAUCGUUGUGGACUCAUCAGAAGUAGUUGUACAUUCAGCAGAUGCAUUUGCCCCUGUGGCUUAUCUCCGCCUAUUAAAGUUACAUUUGGAAGAUAAGGCACAGUUUGGGGGCAAAAUUCUGCCUGGGAAAUGUUCAUGUGACACAGAAGAAAUUGAAGACAGUGCCUGGUCACCUUCAGAUGAGAUAAAGGAAACCCCUUGCAUUACGUGGCAGUUUUUAAGAUCAAAUCUUGCACAAGAAAGUAAAGCUCUUGAAUUUUCUGGAAAGUCUCUGAAGGGUUACCAGUGGAUAACAGGCAUCAGCACAUACGUUGAUCCAUCGGAAGGAAAAAGCAUACAAGAACUGGCAAACAACGUCUUUUCCUCACUCCAAGCUCAUAUGAAUUUAAAAGGAUUGGCAUUGACAGAUAUUAUUUUGGUCCAUCUGUAUAUGAAGAGUAUGGCCGAUUUUGCUGUGAUAAAUUCAGUCUAUAUGACAGCAUUUGAUUUGUGUCCUCCAGCGAGGGUUUGUGUUGAAGCUCCAUUGAAGGAAGGCCUGCUAUUUCAGAUGGACUGCCUUGCCCAAAAGGAUGAUAAGAUGAUCUCUGAUGCACCUGGUUCCCAGAAGCAGGCGAUGCAUGUACAGAGUAUUUCUCAUUGGGCUCCUGCCAAUAUUGGUCCUUACAGUCAGUGCAUACAGGUUGAAGAUACUCUGUAUUGUGCUGGACAAAUUGCAUUAGUACCCUGCACUAUGCAACUUACAAAGGGUGGCAUCAAAAAAGAAGCUCUGAUGUCUUUAAACCACGUUGAAAGAGUCCUGAAAGCCGUGAACCUGAAGGCUGAACUCCAUCAUGUACUCACGGCAAAUUGUUAUGUAACAGACAGCAAGUACAUUUCUGUUGCUGAAGCUAUAUGGCAGAAGAAAUUAAAAGAAGUUAUAAAGACAAAAGAUGAAGACAUAAAUAAUGAUAUGCCUGCAACACAUGGAGAACUAGUUGUAGUUGUGGUACCUUUUCUUCCAAGAGCUGCUUCCAUUGAAUGGCAUGUCAUUGCAGUAGUAGACCAACAACAGAGGCAGAAACUUACACAGAUAAGGUCACUGGAGAGCUGCCAAAUUAGAUGUGAAGCUAUGCAGUCCUAUCCAACAUGUGCUACUGCUGUUACCAUAUCUUUAACUGUGACUUCAUCAUCAGCUUCUACAAUCAAUUUAGAUCUAGUCCUGCAUGGUAUGGUGGAAAUGUUUAAACAAGUUGUAGAGAAGAUGUCAACAUAUGGUGACAUAACUCCAUUAAGUUUUAGAACAUUCUUCCGAACAAAUAUUGUCAAAAGGGAAGCACUAAAAACAGGACUACAAAGACACCUUGAAGAACAAAUGGGCCUAAAAGUACCAGCUUUAAUUAUGGUACCUGUAGUGGACUUGCCUGGAAACAAAAUGAUUCAAAUAGCAUGUUGGCUCAGCCAGUAACUAAGGAUUAUACAUCACGAACAAGAAAACAUCAAUAAUGGAGUUAUUGAUGGAGUUAGUACUAACUACUCUGUGUAUUAUCUGAUGUUAAUAAGUACAUUUAAACUUAGAAUAUUUGUCAACAAUUUUUUCUAGCUGCCUUCUGACAGAAUUCAGAAAUAAUGUCUGUAAUUCCAGAAUUCUCUAGAAUCCUUGUA